AUGGAGGAAGAUCUUCGUGGUUGCUUGUGGAAAAUUUUUGUCGAUGGAUCCUUAAAUCAGAUGAGGGCGGGCAUUGGGAUCAAACUGCAGACACCGAAAAGUACGUCCCUAAGUCAAGCGCUCUGGCUUGAAUUCAGAGCCACCAACAAUGAAGCGGAGUAUGAAGCACUACUGGCAGGACUUAAGCUUGCCAAGGAGCUGAAGGUUAGGAAUUUGACUGUCUUUAGUGACUCACAGUUAAUUGUUCGGCAGGUGAAUGGCGAGUAUGAAACCAAAGAUGAAACGAUGGAAGCAUAUCAUUCUGCUGUUAUGUGGGAAGCCAAAAACUUUGAAAAAAUUGAAUUCAUCCAAAUACCGAGAGAGCUUAACGAGGAUGUCGAUCGGCUAGCAUGUAGUGCCUUGGGUUCUGGAGUAACAUUGGCAAGGGCGAGUGUACAAGUUUUUGAGAUUUAUAAAAGUAAUAUUCCUCUUCAAGAGAUUGAUUAA
Cornus florida is the source of this 486-nucleotide messenger RNA. RefSeq lists its product as uncharacterized. Bases 1 to 486 code for a protein of 161 amino acids. The transcript is spliced from 2 exons. The record is from RefSeq and is a predicted model, not a curated record. Lineage: Eukaryota; Viridiplantae; Streptophyta; Magnoliopsida; Cornales; Cornaceae. Gene Ontology annotation, molecular function: RNA-DNA hybrid ribonuclease activity; nucleic acid binding.